AUGACACAUUUUUCGGGUGGUCCCAGUUUCAUCUCUACUCUGAUAUGUGUUCUUGGUAUUUUACUACCGUCUAUAGAAUGUCACUGUCCUCACAUGAUGGGAUUAAAAGCGCCUGGUCCGCCGUCCGGUCCAAGUCCUCCUGGCAAAUUUCCGGAUGGAGAUGAGGGAUGGGAUUACGAUGAAACUGCUGCGCCUGGAAUCGUUCCAGAACCUCAUUUCAUUCAGUCUACUUAUAUUUAUAGAUCUCCAAAUGUUCAAGAGAAAACGUUUUCGUCUCGAGUGGUGACUGUUUUGAAAGAUAUCAGGUCCCGAUUGGAAAAGUCAGCAAGAUUAACACUGGAAAAUGAGAAUAUUGAAUGUUCAUCCCCAACCGAUCAUUAUAGAUGUCAAGAGUAUCCAAGCACAGGAACCUGGAACUAUUUGAUCGUAGAAGAUCAACAAAAAGGAGCAGCCACCUAUACAUUCGAUCGGAAGUAUAACGAAAAGAAUGACGGAACAAUCGAAAUGGCUCUUCUUGAUGCCUUCUCCCGUCACUCUCCAUCUUCUCUGAUUGCCUUCGCUUCUCCAGAAGCAGAAAAAGAAGUCGGAUACAUUCGCGCUCUUACAGUACAAGAAAUGGAUUCGUUAAGUGGAAAGAAUCGACAUCGUCAAAUCUCAAUGGAGAAGUUCGGUUCAAAUGAACUCAAUCUUCUAGAACCUGCUCUUCUAGAAGUUCGAACUGGAUCCGGUUUGAAACUGACUUCUGAUUCGUUGAGAAGAAUCGAUUCGUCAAAGGAAUUCGACAAGCUUUUGGAUGAGUACAAGAAUGUUUUCAUUCUAUUUUGGACAAGCAAUCGGAUGGUCAGUCUACACACAUUCAAUCUAUGGUCCCGUGUAGGAGACAAAACUAAAGUUGACGAUGAUACUCUCUUAGCUCAUGUUCCCUGCCACGAAAGUUCCGAAUUCUGUCAAGGAUUGAACGCCGAGGAUUAUCAUACUGUAGUUUCUUAUAAAAACGGCCAAAACACUGGAAAAACGGAAAAUAUUGGCGAUGAGGAGUUUUAUGAGAACUGGAUUGAGCUAUCACUCCUUGGACCUCUUCAAAAACUUCCGAAUGAAUCGAAAUUCACAGAUUUCAAAAAAGGAAUCGUAAAUGGAAAGAAACGGCCAUCAGUGACAAUAGGUGUUUUCCCAUCAGAUCAAGAUACAUCAUUCCAGCAUUUCCAAAUUGCCACUGAAAAAUUAGCUGGAAAAUAUUAUACAGCCUAUUUCAUUAAUGAAAACUCAAAACCUGCAAUCACGACAUAUCGACACUCUGAAAAACAGAAAAGAACUGAUUACUCUGGAAAAUUCGAUCCAGCAUCUUUGAUGGAGUUCAUCACAAAGUCUUCGAUUCCAUCAGUGAUUGACAUCUCUAACGGAUUCACUACCGAUGUUCUAUUCCAUCAGAAGCGUCCUAUUCUAAUCCUCAUUGGUAGAGAUUCUGAACCAUUUUCUAAACUUUCCGCCCGUCAAGAUGCUCGAAAAAAUUAUAUUUUUACAAAAAUUGAUGGAGAAAACAAAAAUAUUCAAAAAACGAAAAAAGCUCUUGGAAUUGAUAAUGACGAACCAGUGAUCGUUUUUUUAAACAAGGAUCGAGUUCAUCUGAUUCCAACUUCCAAGCCUAAAUGUCCAGACCAUCUUCAGAAACUCCUUCAGGUGGUCAGCUCUUCAGAAGCAGAUAAUGUUCUCUCUACAAAAAACCCUCAUCCGCUAAGGUAUCUUCAAGUUGAGAACGUCAAUAAGCAAUUCGGAUUCGAGGAAACCAUCGUCCUACCUGAUCACACUCUAUUCUUGGAUUCAGAUCCAUUCGCACGUCAUCCUCCAAUCUCGGAAUCUGGUGGAACUGGAGGAUGUCCGUUCAUGCAGGGAGGUGGUGCUACGGCGGCAUCUGAUUCUAUUCCCCAUUCUGAGCUUUGA
Messenger RNA from Caenorhabditis briggsae, 1938 nucleotides. The coding region runs from base 1 to 1938 and encodes 645 amino acids. The transcript is spliced from 16 exons. NCBI's taxonomy places the organism in Eukaryota, Metazoa, Nematoda, Chromadorea, Rhabditida, Rhabditidae. The record is from RefSeq and is a predicted model, not a curated record.